GUUAAAAGAAGAUUUUUGACAUAACAAAGCUAGAAACGUCAAAGUUGUUGAAAGAAAAAUCAAAAAGUAAAUUGGUUCCUUAAUUUAGUUUAAAGUUUAUGAGAGACAAUUAUCUAAUUUUAAUUGCUAGGACUUUCCCCUGACGGUGUUCCACUCGUGAACGAUGACUGAAAGAUAGUACCAUAUUCAUUAUAGUGAUCAUUAUUGUUUUCUUUGAGGUAUGGCAAACUCCAACAAUAAAACCAACAAUUGGUUGUCACGCCUACGGCAGUUGAGUAUACGAAGAAGAUCUACAGAUAAUAUUCAUAAUAGUAUUUCCGAUGGGCAUGUUGCGUAUAGGAGAGGUACUACAUCUUAUAGUGCAGAUAAUAUGGCACAUCCUAAUAGUAACAGUGUUCGAAGAAGUAUUAUCAAGAUGCACAUAAGAGUUAAAAACGCAUUUAAAAAUAGAGGAUCUAGUAGCAACACUAAUAGAAAUAGCGUUCUGGCUCCCACCAAUUCCAACUCAUCAAAUUCGAACAGUAGAGUGACACUAUCAACUACAGUGCUUCCUAAAGAAAAUAUAUAUUUACUAGAACCAGUAAGGAGAGAUAGUUCUAUUCCUCAGUAUGACGAUUCACCUUUAUGCUUACCAGUGCAGGCAUUGAUAGAAGAUAACCAAAGCACAACUGCUCCUGUGAUACCACCUAGAAGACGAAAUUUUCCACAAUUAUUAUCAGAAGUACAAAAUGGUAGGAUACCAAAAUAUGAAAUAGCAAAUCUUUCAAAUUUCUACUGGUAUUGGGGACCAAUAUCCAGAUCUCAGGCUGAGGAAAGGCUUAAAGAGUCUCCAGAUGGUGCUUUUCUUGUUCGUGAUUCCACUUCUGAUAGGUAUUUAUUCACAAUGAGUUUUCGGAACAUUGGAAAGAUCCUCCAUUCACGGAUAGACUACAGCAAUUCAGGCUACAGUUUAUUUGAUCAAGUAGGUUAUAACAGUAUCGUAGAACUUGUAGAAGAUGCAGUAUCGAAAUCAAAACACGGCGUCUAUUGCUACACGAAAACGAAAGAUGAAAUUCACCCGAAUUUUCCCGUUAGACUGACAUUACCCGUAUCUAGGUACGACAAGGUACCAUCGUUAAAGUACCUAGCUCGUUUCGUUAUCCGACAGUACGUCAUUAUUAACGAUAUGGACCAAUUACCGUUGCCUGUGUCGUUAGUGAAAUAUUUACAAGAAGACGGACCUUACUUUUAGUUUUUUUUUUAUAAUCGAAUAAUAUAUGGAGAUGCUGAGUA
Molecule: messenger RNA, 1272 nt
Organism: Diorhabda carinulata
Lineage: Eukaryota; Metazoa; Arthropoda; Insecta; Coleoptera; Chrysomelidae
Gene: Socs44A
Product: suppressor of cytokine signaling 7
Exons: 4
Coding region: 221-1231 (336 amino acids)
Biological process (GO): phosphatidylinositol phosphate biosynthetic process; intracellular signal transduction
Cellular component (GO): phosphatidylinositol 3-kinase complex
Molecular function (GO): 1-phosphatidylinositol-3-kinase regulator activity
Source: RefSeq, a predicted model, not a curated record